Gamsiella multidivaricata is the source of this 669-nucleotide messenger RNA. RefSeq names its product ribosomal protein L14b/L23e. Gene Ontology annotation, biological process: translation. NCBI's taxonomy places the organism in Eukaryota, Fungi, Mortierellomycota, Mortierellomycetes, Mortierellales, Mortierellaceae. The transcript has 2 exons. Gene Ontology annotation, molecular function: large ribosomal subunit rRNA binding; structural constituent of ribosome. The record is from RefSeq and is a predicted model, not a curated record. Bases 149 to 535 code for a protein of 128 amino acids. Gene Ontology annotation, cellular component: ribosome; mitochondrial large ribosomal subunit.
CAAAAAGCUCAACCCUUUGAUUACCUUGGCAUCAUCCACUCCUCCCCUCCUAACCCUCCUGGCACGCGCCCCUCCAUCCUCCCAUCCCCCUGUCACUCCUUUCUUUUUCUUUUUUUCUCUACACACACUCAUAUAAGACACAGUCAACAUGCUUCAGCUGAAGUCGAUCCUCAACGUUAUUGACAACUCGGGUGCUGUCUGGGCAGAGUGCAUUCGAGUCCUGCACGGAGGCAAAUACGCCAGGAUAGGUGACGAGAUCGUUGUGGUCGUGAACAAGGCCAAGUCGAACGCCGUGGCGACGGCAUCGGGAAUUCCCAAGGUCAAGAAGGGCGAUGUCCGCCACGCUCUCGUCGUCCGCGCACGAAAGGAGACCCUGCGUCCUGAUGGUCGCUAUGUCCGCUUUGAUGACAAUGCAUGUGUGCUCCUCAACAAGCAGGGCGAGCCCUUGGGAACCCGUGUCCUCGGAGUAGUCUCGGGUGAGCUCAGGCAAAAGAGGUGGAUGAAGUUGUUGAGCCUUGCGCCCAAGGUCAUCUAAAACCCGAACCAACAACGUCCCGCCCGCCCUUUACAUACAUACAUACAUACAUAGUCUAUUUCCAUCACACUUUGCCAUUUUUUUUUCUUGCCGUUUGUAGUCCUGAUAUCCACAUAAAGCAUUUAUUUGAAAAC